UGGACUUCGGCCUUUUUCCUUUGGACAGUUUUGAGUUCGCCUGCUGCCACGAAUUUGCGUCUUUAAAAGUGUAAGUGGCUGGCCGAAAAGCAACCAUGUUAUCAUCACAGGCCAGGUCAAUUGCAUCCAGGUUAAUUGGCCAUGUUAAACCUCUUUGCGGUUUAUCUUCUCAGGUAACCCAAAGGUUCCUAGCAACACAAGCAACAGGAAGAAAACUUGUAAAUUACGAUAUUCAAGACAAUGUUGCAGUCAUCAGAUUUGAUACACCCAAUUCAAAGGUCAAUGUAUUGUCUGAGGCCUUGACACGAGAAUUUGUUGAUGUCUUCCAAGAAGUUUCUGGAAACAAAGAUGUUGGGAGCAUUGUACUUAUUUCCUCAAAGCCAGGAUGCUUCAUUGCUGGUGCUGAUAUAAGCAUGCUGAAUGCUGCAGACACAAUUGAAAAGGCAACGGAAAUUUCAAAAAAUGGUCAGCAAGUUUUCCAAGCGGUCGAGGACAGCAAGAAGCCAGUUAUAGCGGCUAUCAGUGGCUCUUGUUUAGGUGGUGGAUGUGAGCUCGCAUUGGCCUGUCACUACAGAAUUGCAUUGGACAGCCCAAAGACAAAUCUUGGACAACCAGAAGUACUUCUUGGUUUGUUACCAGGCGCUGGAGGAACUCAGAGGCUCCCGAAAUUGGUUGGCUUACCUGAUUCACUUGAUAUGAUGCUUACUGGCAAAAACAUAAAGGCAAGCAAGGCAAAAAGGAUGGGACUGGUUGACCAGCUUGUGAAACAAAUCGGCGUUGGAGUUGGAUCAUCGGAGCAGAAUUCAUUAGACUAUCUGGAAAAAGCGGCCGUAUCAACAGCAAAAGGCUUAGCAAGUGGAGCGAUUAAAGUCGACAGAACGAAGUCAUGGAUGGACAUGAAAGGUUUGACCCACAAUUUGACAUCAAAUGUAACUAUGGUCAGAGACUUUGUCUUCAAAAAGGCAAAAGAGACUGUGAUGAAAAAAACUGGUGGGCUCUACCCAGCACCACUCAAAAUUAUUGACGUCACAAAAACUGGCUGCGAAAAGGGCUUAAAACCUGGUUAUGAAGCUGAGGCUGCUGGCUUUGGAGAGCUUGUAGCUUCGUCCGAGGCGAAGGCUCUCAUGGGAAUUUUCUUUGGACAGACUGAAUGCAAGAAGAAUCAUUUUGGAAAACCACAAAAAGAUGCUAAGAACAUAGCCGUUCUUGGUGCUGGUUUGAUGGGAGCUGGCAUCGCAGAAGUUAGUUUGCAGAAGGGCGGCCAUCACGUGAUUUUGAAAGACAACGCCCUUAAAGGGUUGGCCAGAGGACAAGAUCAAAUAUUUAACAAUCUAAAUAAACGCGUAAAGAAAAGAGCCAUGACAAGUUACGAGCGCGACAGAAUGCUGGCCAAAUUGGAGGGACAAUUGGAUUAUGCAAAUUUUCAGAACGUAGAUAUGGUUAUUGAAGCGGUCUUUGAGGAUCUGAAUAUAAAGCACAGAGUUUUAAAGGAAAUCGAAAGCGUUAUACCCGACCACUGCAUAUUCGCAUCAAACACUUCAGCAUUACCUAUCUCACAGAUUGCCAAGGCUAGCAAACGCCCAGAAAAAGUUAUUGGAAUGCAUUACUUCUCACCAGUCGAUAAAAUGCCCUUGUUAGAAAUUAUCACCACAGAUCAAACAUCAAAGGACACUGCAGCCUCUGCAGUUCAAGUUGGCCUCCAACAAGGAAAAACAGUAAUUGUCGUCAAGGAUGGUCCUGGAUUCUACACUACUCGAAUUUUAGAACCAACUUUAGCAGAAGUUAUAAGAUUAAUGCAGGAAGGUAUCUCACCGCAACAAAUCGACAAAUACUCAAAAGCGUAUGGUUUCCCAGUUGGUGUUGCUACUCUUGUCGAUGAGGUUGGUGUUGAUGUAGCAUGUCAUGUUGCUGAAGAUCUUUUUAAAGCUUUAGGCCCAAGAUGCGGUGGUGGUGAUGUUGGAGUAUUGAAAUCAAUGGUUGAAAAAGGAUUCUUAGGACGUAAAUCUGGCAAAGGCUUCUAUAUGUACGCGGACAAGAAAGGAAAAAGAGAGAUUAACCCUGAAGCUUUAGAAAUUUUGAAACAGUAUUCAGUACCAAAAUCCGGAAGUCAUGACGUCGGCGAUUUACAAUUGAGGCUGGUUUCUAGAUUCGUAAACGAGGCAGUCAUGUGCCUAGAAGAUGGAAUUCUUAAAAGUCCCGUCGACGGUGAUAUCGGUGCUGUGUUCGGUCUUGGUUUCCCGCCAUUCCACGGAGGCCCAUUCAGAUUCGUUGACUCUUUCGGUGCUGGCAAACUCGUCGCAAAAAUGGAGGAAUUCGCAAAAACUGUAGGAGAGGCACAAUUUACGCCUUCGCAGCUACUUAUGGAACACGCAAAGGACAGUAGCAAAAGGUUCCACGCCAAGUAAAUACACUUCACCCUGAAAAUAUAUGUACUUUGUACCCAUCUGUGGACACACAGAUACAUCGAUGCCAACAUUGAAUGUUGUAAUAAAUUAAGGAAUUGUUUUGACUCCACACUAUUCACCAGACAUUCAUUGACCUCAAAGUCUUCUAUGUAUUUCGAUGUGAUGUUGUUCUUUAUCUAUUUGUGUGGAUUUUGUUAA
Molecule: messenger RNA, 2603 nt
Organism: Rhopilema esculentum
Lineage: Eukaryota; Metazoa; Cnidaria; Scyphozoa; Rhizostomeae; Rhizostomatidae
Product: trifunctional enzyme subunit alpha, mitochondrial
Biological process (GO): fatty acid beta-oxidation
Cellular component (GO): mitochondrion; mitochondrial fatty acid beta-oxidation multienzyme complex
Molecular function (GO): long-chain (3S)-3-hydroxyacyl-CoA dehydrogenase (NAD+) activity; NAD+ binding; enoyl-CoA hydratase activity
Source: RefSeq, a predicted model, not a curated record